Messenger RNA from Chara braunii, 2538 nucleotides. Lineage: Eukaryota; Viridiplantae; Streptophyta; Charophyceae; Charales; Characeae. The record is from the annotation of a GenBank genome assembly.
CUUACUUUUUUUCAGGUGCAGCUUCCUAAGUUAGUAUCGGAAGAAACGUUGAUUAAUUAUUAUAGUACUAAGCAUCCUCCAAGGCAAACAUGGCCGCCGAUCCAAAACCAGAGGGCAAAGUCUCACUUGUCACGAAAUUUAAGAAGGCAGGGUCUCAGAUUUUGGAGGACGGUUCUACAGAUGAGGUGUACAUCGAUUUGCAUCCUCGUAAACCGUGGGUUCUGAUUGUACCCUGCGGCCACUCAAGCAAGUCAGUUCAAGUGUGGAACUACGAGGAUGGCGCGCGGGUUGCGGCCUGGGUAACGCCUGAUGUGCAGAAUGGUGAAUGUGCAAAAUUCAUUGCACAGAAAGACUGGAUUGUGGUAAGACGAUUACGGUCCUUUGAUGUGUAUGAAAUCCAAGCUUCAGGCUUGCGGCAUAUCGUUGAGCUGAAGUCUCCUAAUGGAGGGUAUGCAUAUGGACUGGCAGUCCAUCAUAGCUCACCUUAUGUACUUACCGGUUUCGGAAUAGACAUUUUUUUGUGGGACUGGACCAGGAAUUGGCAAAAGAAAGCUACAUUCCGAGGCCAUUCUGCUAAUGUGAGGGUUUUGUUUUUUCAUCCAACGGAGUCACGUAUAUUUGCAAGUGGCUCAGAUGAUGGCACAAUCAAAAUUUGGGAUUCGGAAAAUAACCUCUCCCCUUCCCAAACACUUCAAGAUACUGAACAAAUGGGCUACAGCUACAGCAUGGAAUUUAGUAGUGGUCAAGAGAAGUCACUUCUGAUCACGGGCCAUAGUGGUAAGAAAGUAAGGGUCUGGGACUACAAGAGAGGAGUUUGCAUAGCCAAACUGGAAGGACACAAGAAUUUCGUGAUGUCUGCAUUUUUCCAUCCACACUUGCCCUACAUCUUCAGUGCGUCAUCUGAUGGAGAAAUUAGAGUUUGGAGACAGUCAAACUACGAGCUGGUGUCAUCGUUUCCACUUGGAGUCAAAUAUCUGACGAGCAUGGCUGCUUGCAGAAACUCUCACAAGCUCGUGCUUGGAGCUGAAGGACAGUUCCAGGUUCUUGAGAUCAACACAAGAGAAAAAAAACACAUUCGGACACAAGAACUGAAGAAGGAGAAGAAGAUUAAGGAGUUGGAAAGCGAAGAGGUGACUCGCAUCAAACUUGAGCUAGCCAGGAAAAAAGAGGAAGAGUUGGGGGAGAUGAUACUGAAACAUAUGAACGAACUCGACAAAGUGAGAGCAGAUCACCAAGAGAAAGAGAGAAUGCAAGCAAGUCAGGCGAAGCAAUUAGAGGAUGAGGUAAGAGCGCUCAAGUCGAAGAGCACAGUGAUGGGAGAGAGGCUUGCAAAUGCAGAAAGGAGGAACGGAGAGCUGGAGGCCGAGAGGGCAGAGCUUGCACAAAAGGUCCAACACCUGCACAGUGAGGUGAAAAACCUCGUUGCACAGAAGACAGUACUCGUGGAAAAGCUUGAAAAAUCCACGAAAAAGAUUCGGGAGCUGGAGCUAGAGAGAGUAGCCCUCAUCAAAGAUUUCAACGRAAGAAUCAGUGAAAUGAAACUCCGACUGAAAARUGAAGYUGCUGCRCGYRCARCGMGAGUGUAUUCUCUGGCGGAGCUCAAGGAGGCUACAAACGACUUCAACAUGACUCUGGGAAGCGGUGAUGCAGAUUACAACGAGUCUGUUUACUCUGGAAAACUCCAYGAUGGUAYGCCUAUUAUGGUUAAGAAGGUGAGGGUUACAAGCACACGAGGGGCUCGUCAUGCGGAAUUCAAGGACAAGGUGGUGGACAUGUUGAGAAUAUUGCAGCAUCCCAAUUUGUUGAGGCUGUUGGGAGUUUGUUAUGAAGAGAAUUGUUUGGUGUACGAGGACGUGGCAAAUGGAAGUCUGAAGCAGUGGAUUUCAGGUGGGGACAAUCACAGGAGAGGAUUUCUCCCAUGGUACGUUCGCCUUCGUGUGAUGGCAGAAGUCGCUCGUGCAGUAUCCUUCAUCCACUCUAACCGGCUGGACAAUGGUCGUCCCAUCAUCCACGGCGCCAUCAAACCAGCAAACGUACUUCUCGAUCACAACUUUGUGGCAAAGAUUUGCGGGGUUGAACGGGCUCUCCUUGUGUCCCAACAGCCCUGCGGAGGGCAGGGCUCCGAAGGUUCUUUUCGCACUUUCCUUGGAAGCAACUCUCAGUACAUGGCACCGGAAUAUUUGCGUUCUGGGGUUUGCAGCGAGAAGACAGACAUCUACGCGCUGGGUGUGACUCUUUUGGAAGUUCUCACUGGGAAAUUCUGGAAUGCACUGGGAAUUGUUGAAGAUGCAAUGGGAGGAGGUGGUGCAGCAUUUGAAAAUGCUCUUGAUCCAAGUGCCGGCGCUUGGGAUGUCGGUUUGGCCCUGGAGGUGGCAGGUUUGGGGCUGCGCUGUACGACCCUGGACAAACGGAAUCGGCCAGACAUGGAGACAGCGGACAUUGGCAUUGUAGCUACAUUGGACAGAAUCGCAGAAAAAGUAGAGCUUGCUGCAGCAGCUGAAGAUAGGUAGCAAGAGCAAAUGAAUGGGGGAGGAUACU